AUGAAAAGAGAUAUAACUCAGCUACUAUCCCCAGAGUUGUCUCAGCUGUCUUCCAGAAAUGAUAAAAAACGUAAGCCAACGAAUCUGAAUAAAAAGGUUCAGACAGUGUUAAAUUUCCCAUCGUCAUCACCAAAUGCGUCUCAAUCAACUACAUGUCCAACAUGUGGUAUGACAUACUAUAGCCAUGUGUCAAAGGAUAAUGAUGUUCAUAAUAAAUACCAUUUCAACUUUAUCAAUGGUAUUCCGUGGCCUACAUCAUUUUGUAACAAUGUGCUUGAGAGAUUUAUUGUAGUAGAUCAUACGACUGGUAAGGCCAAAGGGACUUCAAAAUCGAAGAAAUCACAAGCUGCAUCUAAGGAGACGUUGGUUAUGACUAUUGACAGAAGGGCUAGUAAACAAGUGAAGCGAGUGGAGGAAAUAUUGAAAGUAGUCAAUGGAGAACUAAAUGCUGCAUCGGAUGGUAAGGCAUGGCAAAAAGACCACAAGGGACCAAUCCAAGGAAGGGCAUUUAUUGUGGUAAUAGAUGGACGGGCUAUUGGGAUAUGUACAACAGAGCCAAUUCAAGAUGUGGAUCAACAGUGUAGGUGGAUAAUCCAUAGAACUCAAGCACUUGUGCCGAACCAGGUGAAUAGGCUGAUUAAAUUGGGAAUUUCACGUAUAUGGAUAGCCCCUAAAUGGAGACGAUACGGGUUAGCAAGGAGGCUACUUGAUAUUGUUUUGGUUCAUUCUGUAUAUGGAAUUGUGCUUGAUAAAAAAGAAAUCGGAUUUAGCCAGCCUAGCUUUAGUGGUGGACUACUAGCCAAAAGCUUUAACGGGGUUACACAUAAGAGCGGUGAAAUCCUAAUACCUGUAUACCUAGAAGAAUAA
Messenger RNA from Debaryomyces hansenii CBS767, 867 nucleotides. RefSeq lists its product as uncharacterized. The record is from RefSeq and is a predicted model, not a curated record. The transcript has a single exon. Gene Ontology annotation, molecular function: protein-lysine-acetyltransferase activity. Gene Ontology annotation, biological process: mitotic sister chromatid cohesion. NCBI's taxonomy places the organism in Eukaryota, Fungi, Ascomycota, Pichiomycetes, Serinales, Debaryomycetaceae. The coding region runs from base 1 to 867 and encodes 288 amino acids. Gene Ontology annotation, cellular component: chromatin; nucleus.